UGGAUAUGAAAAAACAAGGAAGUGAAUACGAGACUUGUCGAAACUUUGAAAGAUCUUCCGACGGCAGCAAAGGCGGCAUAGCAUCACGCCACCGCCUAAACAUACAAAACCACCACCAGAAACACCCAACUCCGCCAUUUUGCACCCAGAUACACCGUACAAAGACAAGAUAUUGCAAGGGGGGAGAAUCAAUGGGGAAACAAAAGGGUGAUAGUGCCAGAACCAAAGCUCGCGCUUCUAGCAGCAGUCUAGCUGCUUCUUUGGUGCCUACGGGUGCUGCCUCAAUCGGUUUCGGAGGUUACGUGGGGAGUUCCCGGGUUGAUUCUGCUCUACAUGGGGAUGAAUCCACUUCUUUCGCGGGUGUUGAUGGUGAGAUGGUACUAUACUUGAAAAGGCUUGCUCGAAAAGAUCCCAUCACAAAGCUUAAAGCAUUAAAUUCUUUAUCAACCUUACUGAAAGACAAGUCCGGGAAAGAUGUAUUACCAAUAAUUCCUCAAUGGGGUUUUGAGUACCGGAGGCUUUUGAUGGAUUACAAUAGAGAAGUUCGCCGAGCGACUCAUGACACAAUGACGAGCCUUGUCGUUGCUGCUGGACGUGAUCUGGCUCUGCAUCUUAAGUCUUUGAUGGGACCAUGGUGGUUUGCUCAGUUUGAUUCAGUUUCUGAAGUUUCUCAAGCUGCUAAGCGAUCACUACAGGUUGCCUUUCCAACCCAGGAAAAAAGACUAGAUGCACUAAUAUUUUGUGCUCCAGAGGUAUUUGAGUAUCUGGAAGACAAUUUAAAGCUUACGCAGAAGGGUAUGGCUGAUCUUGCUACCGCUUCGGAUGAGUUGGUGGAAAUGCAUCCAAGGGUUAUUUCAUCAUCAUUACUGGCUCUUGCUACACUUCUCGAUGUGUUGAUUGGCGUGCAGUCAGAGAAACCUGCUGCUGAAGACUCAAACAUUCAAUCAACAAAGGGUUCAAAAGCUCAAGUUAUGGCUAUUUCUUCUGCGAAGACUUUAUUCGUGUCUCAUCAUUAUUUCCUUGACUUUCUCAAAUCUGAGAGCCCUGCUGUUCGGUCAGCUACAUAUGCAGUGCUCAGAAGUUUCAUCAAGAAUAUUGGUGAUGUUUUUAGUGAAGAAGAUGUGAAAGGUCUUGCUACUGCUAUACUUGGUGCAUUCCAAGAAAAGGACCCAUCUUGUCAUACAGCAUUGUGGGAAACAUUUUUGCUAUUUUCUAGGAGAUUUUCUGGGAGUUGGUCAUAUAUAAACUUUCAGAAAACAUUUUCGAAUCGCUUCUGGCAGUUCCUGAAAAAUGGCUGCUUUGGGUCACAACAGGUGUCGUACCCUGCUUUGGUCCUUCUUCUAGAUGUUUUGCCUGCUGAAGUUAUUGGGGGCCAAAAGUACUUUGUUGACUUCUUCCAGCACCUAUGGUUAGGAAGAAAUGCAUCUCAUCCUACUAAUGCUGAUCGCUUGGCAUUUUUGGCGGCCCUUAAAGAAUGUUUCCGUUGGGUCUUACAUAACUGUGGAAGAUAUUGUAGUGGAGAAGAUGCAAUAUACAUUUUCCGUAUGUCUCUUGUUGAUAAUGUACUUGUGAAGCUUUUGUGGCAUGAUUUUCUGAUCUACUCCGAGGCAAGGCAUGCAGACGCCAACACCUCCAAAUUGUUAGACAAAAACUUAUUAGACAUCAAACAAGGGCAGUUGCAUGACCUGGGACGCUGCAUAAUUGAUGUCCUUUCUGCUUUAUACUCUUUGGAAUGCAAACUGCUCACUCCAUUUUGUGAAGCAUUUCAGGGCUGCUGCCUUGAGACAUUUCAGCAAGCAGAGCAUGUAAAGGAAGCUUCUGGGAAUAUAGGGAAAGCCAUAAGAUUUUUAGUGCUGGUGGAAGAGUAUGUAGAGUUAAAAUCUGAAAGUUGGCCCUUGGAUUAUCUGGUUGGUCCUAUGCUGGAAAGGUCUCUCCCACUGAUUAUAUCCCAUGAAUCAGCUGAGGUGGUUAAAUUUCUCUCCGUUGUGGUUUCUAUCUUUGGGUCACGGAACAUUGUACUGAGACUCGUUCCAAUUGAGGAAAGUGCAGAUGGCAGUGCCGCCGGCCAAGUUGAUGGAGAAGUAAGCAAGUUUCUGAAGGUUUAUGAAGAAACAUUUGUCUCUUGGUGUUUCAGUGGAAGUGAGAGUGCCAUGGAUGCUCGCUUAGAUCUUUUGCUUGCAUUGCUGGACGAUGAAUGUUUUAAUCAACAGUGGAAUAUUAUUGUCUCAUAUUCUGCCAAUAUGUACCAUUCUGCAACAUUCUAUAUUGGAAAGUUGUCAAUUCUAAUUGAGAAAGCUAGGAAGUUGAUCAAAAGGAAGUCAGAACUUGGUGAUGAUAAAUUCUCUAAAAUUGCAAACUGGCAACAUGAGCUGCUGGAUUCAAUUGCAGUUUCUAUUAUGCAGAAUGCUCCUGCCUUAAUAGAUUGUGAUUUGCAAUUUAUACGAGCUGUUCUUGGUGGUACAUCAGAGGAGGAUGAUACAUCUUUUCUGUCUAAAAGUGCCGUCAUUCGGAUAUACAGAGAAGUAUUUGGAAAUCUUUUAGCCUUUGUUUUGGAGUCCCCUUUCUCAUGCGUGAGGGAUUUUGGUUCUUUAUCAUGUUCUCUUACAAAGUCCACUAUAUCAGACACUCAAAAAUCUGCAGAUGUGGUUAGGAUGGCUUACAUUUCUCUGGAAGUUCUCAGAGGCACCCUUUUUAGCUUGAAAUCAUAUUGCGAGGAUAGUGAGUUGCUUCUUGGCAUUGGAGGCGUUACCUUUGUAAUUGAUUGGGAAUAUGAUAUGUCAAGAGCAUCAGAUGCUAAGCGCGAAGAUUGUUCAGUUGAAAAUAUCUUGCCCAGGCAGGAGUUUGGUAAAGCGAUGCAUGUUUUCCGUACAAGUAUGAGCAAAGAAUUUUGGAGAAGCCUUGCGUCAAAAAGUCGGGUGACAUUAGGAAGUCUUCUUAUACAAUUUAUCAGGUCUGCUGUUUUUGGGCAGAAUGCAUUUGAUGCUGGCAUGAUCACAUCUCUAUGCUGCAAUUGGAUGAUUGAAGUUAGCAAGCAUCUUUGUCUGAGUGAAAUAGAGGAGAAAAAGUUAGUAGAUCUGCUUCUGAGCGUUGAUGAACUUUGGCCUUUGUGGAUCACUCCAGAUAACAGUAAUAGUGAGAGAAAAUAUGCCUUAAAAGAUGAGGGUGUUUUAACUGAUGUACAUAUGUCUCGGAGCCAGAUGUUUGUUGCUCUAGUUGACAAGCUUAUUUCUGAAAUGGGUAUCAGCAGAGUGGUGUUUGGCUCUGAUCUACAACCUUUAGAUGUAGAAGAAAGAGCAGCCAAUGAGCUUGAUACUUCUCAGCCUGAAUUUUCCAGAGCUUGGGUUGUUGCCGAAAUGCUCUGCACUUGGAAGUGGUCUAGUGGUGGUGCUUUAAGCACUCUUUUACCUUCUUUAAGUUCCUACGCUAAAAGAGAAAGUGGUGGUAGCCUAAUCUGCUUAUUUGACUCCACUUUAAAUAUUUUGCUUGAAGGCGCUCUUGUACGCGGAAAAAAGAGUCAGUUUACUUUUUUCAAUACGUGGCCACCUUCAAGUAAAGAUCUUGAUGAUAUUGAAGAGCCUUUUUUGAGAGCCCUGGUAUCUUUACUUUUUACUCUAUUGAAUGAAGGCAUAUGGAAACAAGAAAAAGCUGUUGGACUCUGGGAGUUGCUUCUAAACAAGCUUUAUAUAGGUCAAGAAACAAACAUGAAUUGUUUGAGAAUUCUUCCACCCCUGAUAUCUGUUCUUUCGCACUUCUUGUGCCAUAAUAAGGGAUCCGGUGGUUUAGUUAAAGAUGCCUCGCCUGAUUCUUUUAGAGAAACUGUUGUUCGGGACUGGCUUGAAAAGAUUCGGGAUUUCCCAUCCCUGAUGUCAUGGACAUCUGGUGAAGAAAUGGAAGAUUGGUUUCAGUUGGCUUUGUCAUGUUAUCCUUUGAGCACAACAGCUGAUGUAGGUCACUUAAAACUGGAUCCUAGUUCGUUGGAGCAAAAACUUUUACUCGAUGUGUUCCGUAAGCAAAGGCAUGAUGCUAACUCAUUUGUUGUCACGAAUGAGCUACCAGCCGUAUCACUAUUGCUAUCACGCUUGAUGGUUAUUGCAGUAGGGUACUGUUGGGAGGAAUUUCAUGAAGAAGACUGGAAAUUUGUAUUGUCUAACUUGAGGUGUUGGAUUGAGUUGGUAGUUACAACAAUGGAGGAGGCUGCUGAAUGCUUGGAUCUUGAAACUGGAAAUGGGUCUGGAGAUAACUUAGAUCUUGUGAUAAGCAAGCUUAAACAGAUCAUGCAGAAUCUGGAUCCAUCUCUUGUGAACAUUGCAACCAAUGCUCUUUACGCGUUUUUGUUAGUCAUGGAGCUUGUGGGAUGUUAUUCUUUGGAUCAAGCUGAGAAGCUAACAGUUUUAAGGACAGAAGCAUGUAGUCAAACUAUUGAUCUGGUCCAGGAGGAUGUUCUACGAAUAUUUUUGUCAGUUGGUAUUGCAGAAUCUAUUUCGAGUUCGCUUUCAUGCGAGAGUUUAUCCAUAAUAGCAAGAAGCCAUCAUGUUUAUCCUCACUUCUGGAACUUAGUAUCUUCAAAUGCUUUGAAAUCUUCCACACAUUCUAGAGAACAAGCUUUUAAGGCAGUUGAGCUUUGGGGUUUAAGAACUGGUGCUAUUAGUUCUUUGAUGGCCAUCCUAUUCUCUCCUAAACCAGUAUCUGUCUUGCAGCUUGCUUCUUUUGUUCUCCUUUCAAGUCAGCCAUUCUCUAGUUGGGCCUUGGUGGGAGAUCAUGUUUCAGAUACAUUAACUGGAAAUUCUACUGAUGAUGUUAGAUCCCAUGAUCUUGAUUUGUCUUCAGAGAAUAACCUUACUUCGAGAGAGGAGAUACAUUGCCUGAUUCACAAAUUACCACUUGAUGUUUUAUACAUGGAUUUGGAAGCACAAGAAAGGGUGCAUCUUUUCCUUGCUUGGUGUCUAGUUUUGAGCUAUCUAGUGUCCUUGCCAUCUUCUUCCCCCAAUAGGGAGAAAUUGGUUCAACAGAUACAGGAGUCUGCCUCUUCAACCAUAUUGGACUGUCUUUUCCAGCACAUUCCUGUUGAAUUAUGUGCAGCACAUGCCUUGAAGAAGAAAGACUUGAAAACCCCACCCGAGCUUGUAAAUAUUGCUACUGCGGCAACACGUGCUAUCAGUACGGGGUCUAUACUCUUUGCAGUGGAAUCGCUUUGGCCUAUUGGGCCAGAAAAAAUGGCAUCACUUGCUGCUGCAAUAUUUGGUUUAAUGCUUCGCGUCCUCCCUGCUUAUGUUCGAGUUUGGUUCAAUGAUUUACGUGAUCGUUCUGUCUCAUCUGCCAUAGAAUCUUUCACAAAAACAUGGUGCAGCCCACAUUUGAUGGUAGAUGAAUUAUCGCAGAUAAAGAAAUCUGAUUUCGUAGACGAGUGUUUUGCUGUUAGUGUUAGCAAAUCAGCCAAUGAAGUCAUUGCCACCUAUACCAAGGAUGAGACCAGUAUGGAUUUGGUCAUCCGUCUUCCUGCUUCCUACCCAUUAAGGCUUGUGGAUGUGGAGUGUACAAGGAGUCUUGGCAUAAGUGAAGUAAAGCAAAGAAAAUGGUUGUUAUCCAUGAUGGCAUUUGUCCGUAAUCAGAACGGCGCGGUAGCUGAGGCCAUACGGAUAUGGAAGAGUAACUUUGACAAGGAAUUUGAAGGAGUUGAGGAGUGCCCUAUCUGUUACAGUGUGAUUCAUACUACCAAUCACAGCCUUCCUCGUCUUGCUUGCAAGACUUGCAAGCAUAAAUUCCAUGCCGCCUGCCUCUAUAAAUGGUUUUCAACAUCCCACAAGUCAACUUGCCCACUGUGUCAAUCUCCUUUCUGAUCAAAUGAGCUGUAAUUUUCAAUGGAGCUUAUGAUACUAGCUGCUGGAUCUGUCAUGAGAUUCUAUCAAUUUUGAUUGACCAAAGUUGGGCAUGUAAAAUAGGUGGUUGUGUUGAUGGGGGCAAUUCAAUAUUCAGCGAAUGGGGAGAUUGCACAACUUCAUGUAAAUAUGGCUGCUAAUUCAUGCUCACAAGAAGUUGGAUGAGGGAGGAGUGUUCAAAGCGUCACACUUAUGGCCAAUUUCGUGAAGGACGCUGAAUUAUGAACUGAUGUUGGUGUAAGUUCUAGCUGUGUGACACUAGAAAAUGCUCCUGCUGUCUGGUGUCAUCCUGUAUUCUGGUUUUUGGUGAAAAUCCGAGGGGAAGAUGCAAGGGAGAUGCAAUGUUGCGCGUUGACAAAAACUGAAGAUAUGGAGCUUGUUUCUUUUUUGGAGGUUGAUUCAGGGAUAACUUAACAGUUUACUGGAUUGUCAGAUAACCUAUAUUAUGUUGUCUUGGUUGAUUAUCUAAGUAGUUAGCAGGGUUAAACAUUUUACCAUCUUUUUGGUUGCCUAUGUAUUAUCUGUCUUUGUAUAAAAUCUGGAGUUCAAUUGUAAUGCAGGCUGAUACAUUAAACAUUACACAAGUUUGAACUGUAA
This is a messenger RNA of Spinacia oleracea (spinach), 6473 nucleotides long. Its product is annotated as E3 ubiquitin-protein ligase listerin. Gene Ontology annotation, biological process: ribosome-associated ubiquitin-dependent protein catabolic process; rescue of stalled cytosolic ribosome. The transcript is spliced from 18 exons. NCBI's taxonomy places the organism in Eukaryota, Viridiplantae, Streptophyta, Magnoliopsida, Caryophyllales, Amaranthaceae. Gene Ontology annotation, cellular component: RQC complex; cytosol. Gene Ontology annotation, molecular function: ribosomal large subunit binding; ubiquitin protein ligase activity; zinc ion binding. The record is from RefSeq and is a predicted model, not a curated record. Bases 6 to 5837 code for a protein of 1943 amino acids.